AUGCAGCCCUCACCCUGGAGCGGCGGCGGCGGCGGAUCGAGGAGCUCUCGAGGUCCUCCCGGCAGCGGCUGCUGCAGUCGCGGGACAGGAUGUUCUCCAAGUUCACCUCCAUCCUGCAGCACGCCGUGGAGGCGCUUGCACCUUCCCUUCCAUUACAAGAAGAUUUUGUUUACCACUGGAAAGCAAUCACCCAUUACUACAUAGAGACCUCAGAUGACAAAGCUCCUGUGACUGAUACGAACAUUCCCUCUCACCUGGAACAGAUGUUGGAUAUUCUAGUUCAAGAAGAAAAUGAGAGGGAAUCGGGUGAAACAGGACCAUGCAUGGAAUAUUUGCUGCAUCACAAGAUUUUGGAGACACUCUACACACUAGGAAAAGCUGAUUGUCCUCCAGGAAUGAAACAGCAAGUUCUGGCUUUUUAUACAAAACUUCUUGGAAGAAUAAGGCAACCUCUUCUUCCCCACAUAAAUGUGCAUAGGCCAGUGCAGAAAUUAAUCAGGCUCUGUGGUGAGGUUCUGGCAACACCAACAGAAAAUGAAGAAAUUCAGUUUCUGUGUAUAGUAUGUGCAAAACUGAAGCAGGAUCCAUACCUGGUCAACUUCUUCCUUGAGGUCAUUGAGGAUCCUGUUUUGCACCUUUGCAGGAGGCAGAGCAAGUUAAAAGCAAUGGCUCUCCAAGGAUCAGCAAGUGUAAUCACAGAAGACAUGAUAAAAGACCAAGAUUCCGUGGCAGCAGACACGGGGCAGCCUGGGCAGCCUGAGGAGACACCUGGUGCUGCCGGAGCCGAGCACAUGGAGAAGGAGGAUGAGCUCCCACAACAGGCAGAGGAGCUCUCUUUCAGUCUGGAUGAACUCAAUGUCACAUCGUCACCUGAGUCCUCCACUGCUGGUCCAAAUCAAGACUAUAAUUUAGUGAAUUCUCUACUAAACCUCACUAAAAGUCCUGACGGCCGGAUAGCAGUGAAGGCCUGUGAAGGUCUCAUGCUUUUGGUGAGUUUGCCAGAACCAGCAGCUGCCAAGUGCCUGACUCAAAGCACUUGUUUAUGUGAAUUGUUGACAGACAGGCUGGCCACCCUCUACAAAGCCUUGCCUCAGUCACUGGAUCCCUUAGACAUUGAAACAGUGGAGGCAAUUAACUGGGGUUUGGAUUCCUACAGCCACAAAGAAGAUGCAUCUGCUUUUCCAGGGAAAAGAGCAUUGAUUUCAUUUCUUUCUUGGUUUGACUACUGUGAUCAACUCAUCAAAGAAGCACAAAAGACGACUGCUGUUGCUAUGGCAAAAGCUGUGAGGGAACGAUUCUUCAUUGAUGUUAUGGAACCUCAGCUGAUGCAAACUUCAGAGAUUGGAAUCCUCACGUCAACUGCACUGUUGCACCGCAUUGUUCGUCAGGUGACUUCGGAUGUCCUGCUGCAGGAGCUGGUGUAUUUUAUCCUUGGAGAGCACAGGGAGCCAGAAACCCUGACAGACAUCAACAGGCAUCCAUUGCGGCACAGGCUGAUCGAGCACUGUGAUCACAUUUCUGAUGAGAUCAGCAUAAUGACUUUACGAAUGUUUGAGCACCUUUUGCAAAAACCCAAUGAGCACAUUCUUUAUAAUUUGGUUCUGAGAAAUUUGGAAGAAAGAAACUACAUGGAAUACAAGCCUCCCUGUCAAGAAGAUAAAGAUGUGGUAGAGAAUGGACAGAUUGCUGGAGCAGUAGAUCUGGAGGAAGAUCCAUUAUUUACUGAUCUGUCUCCAGAUAACACAUUGUCAGCUCAGGAGUGGCUCAGUACUUCUCCACCUGUCAGUCCAGAACAUCCAAAAAAUGAUGGGAAGACUGAAGUUCAUAAAAUUGUAAAUAGUUUUCUCUGUCUUGUACCUGAUGAAGCAAAGUCAUCAUACCAUGUGGAGGGUACAGGUUAUGAUACUUACCUCAGAGAUGCCCACAGACAAUUCCGGGAUUAUUGUGUCAUUUGCUUACGGUGGGAGUGGCCUGGAUCUCCCAGAUCUUUGGAAAAGUGCAAUUUGGAAGCGUCAUUCUUUGAAGGACACUUCUUGAAAGUUCUGUUUGAAAGAAUGGGGAGGAUUCUUGAUCAGCCCUAUGAUGUAAAUUUACAAGUUACGUCAGUGUUGUCCAAACUGUCCCUGUUUCCCCAUCCUCACAUACACGAAUACCUUCUGGAUCCUUACGUCAACCUCGCCUCUGGCUGCAAGUCUCUCUUCUCUGUGAUUGUCAGGGUGGUCGGGGACCUCAUGGUUAGAAUCCAGCGCAUCCCAGAUUUCACUCCCAAACUUCUGCUGGUCAGAAAACGCCUGCUGGGCUUGGAGCCAGAAGGGCCGAUCAUUGACCACAUGACGUUACUAGAGGGCGUGAUUGUGCUGGAAGAGUUCUGCAAGGAGCUGGCGGCGAUCGCCUUUGUCAAGUACCACACCUCAGCCACGCCCUGAGCAGCCCGGCCCCGCCGGAGACAAGGCGGUGCCUCCCGGCCGUGGCAGGGGAUGUUGGGAAGACAGGUUGCUUUCACCAGAUGUUGAGAUUGCAAAUGGACUUGGAAUAUGAGCAAAGGCAUUUGGGGAGAAACCAAUACACAGCAUUUCUAGACCCUGUGUGAAGAGCUGCAAAAGCUGCAUGAAGAACCACAGCCAUCAGACCUUGGUUAUUCUGAUGACAAUGUUGAGAGAGUUUGGGCUCUUGUGUGUCCUGGGGCUCACAUGCAACAAUUUGCUCUUUGUGACCAUAUUACUUUUUAAAAAGCAAAUUAAUUUUAUAACAUUUUUAUGUCUUGAUACUUUUUCUUUUCAGUUAGAUGUAUGAAAGAAAAACACACCUAUAGUUGCAACGUAUGUUAUUAAAAAUGAAGAAAUUCAAAAAAAUCCACCAAUCCAUAUGCAACAGGAUAUGUUAAUGAGGGAUCAUUUUGCUUUUGGUAGAUCUUAAGUACAGCUCUGAGCUUGAUUCCUCAUUGGUUUACUCCAAGAAAUCUAUCAGUCUAAAAUCAAUACUAAAGAAAUUAAUCCUGAUUCGGCAUCACAUCCAUAACAAAUAUAUCUGAAGUGUGCAUGUUUGUA
Messenger RNA from Passer montanus (Eurasian tree sparrow), 3047 nucleotides. RefSeq names its product FHF complex subunit HOOK interacting protein 2A (gene FHIP2A). The record is from RefSeq and is a predicted model, not a curated record. Lineage: Eukaryota; Metazoa; Chordata; Aves; Passeriformes; Passeridae. The transcript is spliced from 18 exons. The coding region runs from base 90 to 2426 and encodes 778 amino acids.